Messenger RNA from Podarcis lilfordi (Lilford's wall lizard), 9971 nucleotides. NCBI's taxonomy places the organism in Eukaryota, Metazoa, Chordata, Lepidosauria, Squamata, Lacertidae. The record is from the annotation of a GenBank genome assembly.
AUGGCGACCAUCGAUGCCAGUCAGUGGGAUGAAACCAUUUGUGAUAUGAUUGCCUGCCAACACCCUCCUUGCUGGGAGGCAGUCCAGAGGAUCGUGAAAGGGCAGCCCCGGAUCAUGUUGAGAAGCCUUGACUCUCCGGAGGGAGAUUCCCCCGAACCUGAAGGUAAGCCAGAGAAAUUCUCACCCUGCACAAUACGCUAAAUUUAUUGAUUAAAUUUAUAUAUCGCCCUUCAUCCGGAGAUCACAGGUUUACAGUAUAAAAACAUAAAUGAUGUAGCGUAAUAACAAAUAAUAACAAUUUAAACAGCAACCUCCUCACCGUUUAAAAGGCCCAAGAUGAUGAUGAUGAUUAGUUAUUAAAUGUAUAUGCUUCUGGUAGCGAUUGGAUGCCAAAGUAUACUAGCCAAGUUUGACCCUAUAGCCGUUGCAAGCAGUAAGCUGGAAGUGUCGCCACUCAUACCUUUCUGCCUUUCCUUUUGUAGCUGGAGUGCUCUUCUCUUUGGUUUUUCCAUGUUUCAGAUGAACUGCCGACACUAAAGAUUGUGGACCUUCCCCUCAACUAUUCUCAGAGAAAUCAGAUAAGAUGUGCUGAAAGUUUACUUUCCAUCUCGAAAACUAUCUCAAGCAUUAAAGGUUCUAGAAGUUAUUCGAAUACCACCCUGAACAAUGUUUUGAUGCCCCCAAUUUCACGAAUCAGGUUAGCACACCGAGAUUUCCCAUAAAUAUGUGCUUCUGGAAUCACAGGCUUUGGGUGUCUGACGUUUAAUGCAUUCUUUUGCUACUCCCAUGAAUUAGAUCCAUUUUGGUGCCCUUGGCAAAAAAUCCUCAUGACAGCCACACCCCCCCCCCCCAACAGACAGACCCCCCAUUGAAACAAACUGGAGCUGAGCAGAUACGUUGCAGUAUCAUUGUGGAAACCCCAUACGUUUAUUUUAUUUUUUUUAAUGAUAUUUAUUAAAAUUUCAGAAAAAAGAAUUACAUAAAAACAAGAAAAGCAAAAACAAAAGACAGAAGUAAAAAUACAAGAAAAAUACAAAAUACAAAAUACAGAAUAAAAGAAUAAAAAACACUUAAAAAAAAAUAUCUUUCCAUGCCUUACAUUCAUAUCCUUGUUUCCCUGACCUCCUCAUACCUCCCUUUUUUGUAUUCCAAUUCAAUUAGUUAAUUCAGCAAUUUCUUUCCCUCUUUAUUUUCUCUUAAUCCUUUAACUUAAUAUACUAUAACUUUAAAUUUUCACCUGUUAUCAAUCCAUUUUUACAUACACAUUUAUAGCAUUACUGCUUAAACCACCUAACUUCAUUCUAACAUCAUUCUAACAUUCAUUAAUUUUGCAAUAUUUCUGGAGAUAGUCUUUAAAUUUCUUCCAAUCUUCUUCCACCAACUCUUCUCCCUGGUCUCGGAAUCUGCCAGUCAUUUCCGCCAAUUCCAUGUAGUCCAUCACCUUCAUCUGCCAUUCUUCCAGAGUGGGUAGGUCUUGUGUCUUCCAAUACUUUGCAAUAAGUAUUCUUGCUGCUGUUGUGGCAUACAUAAAGAAAGUUCUAUCCUUCUUUAACACCAAUUGGCCCACUAUGCCCAGGAGAAAGGCCUCUGGUUUCUUCAAGAAGGUAUAUUUAAAUAACUUUUUCAAUUCAUUAUAGAUCAUCUCCCAGAAAGCCUUAAUCCUUGGGCACAUCCACCAAAGGUGAAAGAAUGUACCUUCAGUUUCUUUACAUUUCCAACAUUUAUUGUUGGGCAAAUGAUAGAUUUUUGCAAGCUUGACUGGGGUCAUGUACCACCUGUAUAUCAUUUUCAUAAUAUUCUCUCUUAAGGCAUUACAUGCCGUAAACUUCAUACCUGUGGUCCAUAACUGUUCCCAGUCAGCCAUCAUUAUGUUAUGUCCAACAUCUUGAGCCCAUUUAAUCAUAGCAGAUUUCACCGUUUCAUCCUGAGUAUUCCAUUUCAACAGCAAGUUAUACAUCUUUGACAAAAUCUUAGUUUUGGGUUCUAACAGUUCUGUUUCUAAUUUUGAUUUUUCCACCUGGAAGCCAAUUUUCUUAUCCAAAUUAUAUGCCUCCAUUAUCUGAUAAUAAUGAAGGCAGUCUUGCACUUUGUUUUUUAAUUUCUCAAAACUCUGCAGUUUCAGUCUAUCUCCAUCUUGUUCCAAAAUUUCCCAAUAUUUCGGCCAUUUGACCUCCAUAUUGAGCUUUUUCAGAGCUUUUGCUUCCAUCGGUGACAGCCACCUUGGGGUUUUAUUUUCCAAUAAGUCCUUAUAUCUUAUCCAAACAUUAAACAAUGCUUUCCUGACAGGAAACCCCAUACGUUUAAACGAGGCUUGCACAGUUGAGCUUACUGGUGGGUUGUGCCCUGUGUCAAUUCAUGCUUUUGCCCAUGUGGUUUUUCCAGCUCCGAAAGGUAUCCCUUCCCAGGACUGAACUCCAGGAUGGAAACUCGUGCUUCCCACUUCACACCGAUAAGUUUCACCUGCUUGAGGCAAGCUGAGAAAGUGAGUUCUCUGGAUUGCUGGGAAGCUGGCUGUGGGUUGGGAGGUUGGAGAGAGACAGUAGGUCAGGAGGGGCAACUUACACAUGGCCAGGGUCCUGCUGGCUCAGCACCAGCAGUAAGCACUUCCAGGAAGAGGCUGCUUCACGCUGCACUCUCUCCCUCUCCCUCUCUCUCUCUGGCUGCUUCCACAAGUGAAAUCUAAACAGUGGCUCCACAACACACUUCACACAGCAUAACAGCUGAAGCAUUGCCUACCAGCCCUUAGGUAGUUUAUUAUUUUGCUCCAUCCCCAGCCCCUCCACUGGCCCUUUAAUUGGUAAUUUCCUCCUAGCUUUGGAUACAGUUGGCACUUUAAUCGAUUCCUUUCCCUUUGUAACCUGAGUGCUCCUACCUCCUGCUUUUUAACUUCCUACAUAUUUUUAUUACUGUGAUUGCCCACUUAACGACAUUGAUUACUGCAGUUGCUCGAUGGGAUUUCUUUGUAAACAAUUAGAGCCUUAGGAUUAGAAAGGGACCUUGAAUUCCAUCUAGCCCAACCCCCUACUGAUGCUGGAAACUUACCACAAUUGCUAGUUAAAUUAAUUAAUUUCCUUGAACUUGCAGUUGCCGAACUUUUGUUAUGCACCUCCUGCCCAAAUAAUGCUUGGAUCUGCAUAAUGGGAGAGCUCAUAGCCUUCCCUAAACUCCUAAAAAGUCUUUAUAUUAUACAUCUUUCUUUUUUUCUCACACAUGCUGUUUACUUACAGCAUUGCCUGAAACCUUGAAUUGCUCCUGACGCUGAGCUGGCUGGGCCCCAAAGGCAUGACUUGGGGUAAAGCAGCUUCCUGUGUUCCUAAGCAGGGAAGAGCUGUGUGUUCCUUCUUGCCAGCUACAUCACAAAGAUUAUUUAAUGGCCAGCAGUGGCACUCUACUCAUGAAAUAUCACAAACAUUGACAAAAGCAGCUGCAGAAACCACUUCUUGGGAAAUCUUAGUUGUGUUUCUCUAGUGACCUUGUAUAAGCUCUUUGGGGGCAUUUGGCUAAAUGGAGCAUCUCAUUUUCCCACAUGUAUAUGAUAGAUACAGGUGACGGACUUCAGUGAGUCUGCUGUGCACGGGCUGUGCACACACCUGCCCCCCUGUGGAAGCUUGGUGGUCACAUGGGUCCCAGACAGGCGCCACAGGCUUCUGCGACCUGAGAAGCCGGCCACAAGAGGGUAGGUAGCAGGAUGCGGGUCCACAUUGUCCCAUGUGCAUCUUAAGGGUUUCCCCUUGUGCUGGAGGCUUCAGUGGUAUGAACUUCCCUUAUGGCCUGUAGAGCAGGCGCUAUGAAGCUGACUCCCCUGGGCAGUUCCUAAAUACCUUACCCUGAGGACCUUACCCUGUAACACCUGUAGGAAAUGAUCCUGCUCACUUAUCUAUUUCUUACACCUAUAUUCUCCUUUUCAGCCAGUCUAGUCAUGCCCCCCAAAAGGAGCUCACAUGAACUAAAAUCCAAAAUUAAAACUGAAUGCCACGUACUCUGUGGGGAGUGGGAAGUCUCAGCUGGGAAUAAUAAUAAUAAUAAUAAUAAUAAUAAUAAUAAUAAACAACAAGACAUUAUGGGAGGGGGUGCUUGACCGAGGGUUUCAGUGGCUGGCUGAGAGGGGAGUUCUCUGCUGGAGAGUCCUCCUUCCCUUCCCUGCCUGCCUGCCUUCCUCUCUCCUUCCGAUAGCCUCAGCAAUGGUAGCUGAAGGGCUGGGUGCAGGAAGUUGCCUUGCUAGAGAUGAGAGUUUGCAAGAAGUUAACUGUGGGGCUUCUCUUUUAUUAGAGUGCGGGUGAAAGACCUUGCUUCGGAAAGCACCCUCAUGGUUGUGGAGAAGAAGGAGAUGGUAAGUUGAGCUUUUUGCACUGUCUAGAUCUUGCUCUUGCUUUCUAGGUCAGAAGCUGCCUGCCCAAAGUGUGCUGCCUCUUUCCUUUUCUUGGUGUGCUGGUCUGGCUCCUGUGCCUUUAAUGGCAGCCUGUAAUGCUGAAAUGUAACAUGUGAAGCUUUUUCUGGCAUUGGGAGAAAGUGCUGAGGGAGCACUCUGCUUGCUACGUUUUUGUUGGCUGCUGAUAAAGGCAGGGGAAGGUCUGGGUGUCCCACUUACAAGCUGUUCCAAGUCUACAGCGGGGUGGGGGGGUGGGGGAGAGAGAGAUUCCAUCAGGCUGAAUUCUGUGGCAGCAGGUACUCAGUGAUGUUGGGUUGGGAGCAAAGGGGAGUACACAAGAGCCUGCCUGUUCCAGGGUGUUUGUGUGAGUACCAGGUGCCAGUGGAUGGACCUGCCUUUUUGGAGGGAGUGGGAAGGGCAGGGGUGGUAGGAGCAGUGGGAGAGUGUUUGUGGCUUUCCUCCCCUCCUGCCCACUGGAAUUACCUUAUUUCACAGAAAAGAAAAAAAUCGAAUAAAGUUCCUACAGGUGGUCAGCCCUACCUCCUUCAUCUAAGGAAGAAGCCAAAGGAACCUGCCAAUAUGCCGAGGUCAGCUCCUAAACCACCAUUUCCCUAACAAGGACUCAUGCCUCUUAAAGAGCCAGGCCUGUAUCUUGGUCCGCUGGCUUUGGUAUCCUGACCCCUAAGAGCAAAGAGAACCCUCAAGAAGCCCAUGCACCACCAGCAUCGUCCUCCAGGGCUUGGCCAAGUUACUCCAAAUUCUGCUUAAGAGGCAGAAACUGCAACAGCUGGGUGGGCAGAGUAUGGUCCCCAUUCUGUACUCAUCGUGUGCUGUUGUUUUUGCCCUAAAGUAUCCUUGCAGGUAAAGAAAAGGAUCCCAAGGGAAGCCUCCUUGUGAGUAAAGAAAGGGAUCCCAAGGGAAGCCUCCUGGGGGAGAAGAGCUUCUCAUCCUGUCACUCACAGCUGGCUCCUGUUGCGCCCCCACUGCCUCGCUGCAAGAGCCUCCUGCAUCUAGAGAACAGGAGGGGGGAAGUGGCAGCCAGGAAGGAGGAGCUGGAGUCCCUCUUCACUGUGCAGAAGGCACCCAGUGCAAAGGUAAGCAGUAACUGGGAGGGAGUUGGGUCCAUAUGUCUUCAUUAUAGGGAGUCAGCUAAGGUGUGCCUUUGGCCUGAUGGUCUCACGUUCAAAACUCCUACAGUGGUACCUCGGGUUACAGACGCUUCAGGUUACAGACUCUGCUAACUCAGAAAUAGUACCUCGGGUUAAAAACUUUACUUCAGGAUGAGAAUAGAAAUCACACAGCGGCAGCGGGAGGCCCCAUUAGCUAAAGUAGUACCUCAGGUUAAGAACAAUUUCAAGUUAAGAAUGGACCUCCAGAACAAAUUAAGUUCUUAACAUGAGGUACUACUGUAUUGUGUUCAAGCACUGUUGCUUUUCACAUUACGGCAUCAUUGACACACGGAUAAGGUGGGGUAGGGGAGGCAAGUGCUUCUGACUUGCCCUUCAGCUUUUACCUGCCUGCCUUGCCCUGAAGACCUGUGGGGCUGCAGAUCUUCUGCCAGGGAGAGGAGCCCUGCCUCCCCACUGCAGUGCCUCAGUGGCCUUGGGACCAUCUACCUGCUGGACCUGCCAAGACCCCUUGUGGGAUUCUUUGGCUGGAGUCCUGGGGACGUGGCCUUUCAUAAGAAGCUGUGACAAAGGUGUGCAGGCUUCCUUCCCUGUGUUCGCUAGAGCAACUGCCUAUUGCUUCUUCAGCUGAUGCCAUAAUCCAGGCAGUGCUUCUGGGGCAGUGUGGUGCUCAGCAGGGAUGCAGGUUUUACUAUGUGCAUCAGUGAUUCCACAGUGUUUUUGUGGAAAGGGAGAAAAUGCCUUCAGUUUCCACAUGCAGCAACUUUUUAAACAUUUUGUUGCUGUUAGAGUCAUAUAGAAUAGGAGAAUCCACGAGCACAAUCCACAAGUCUUUGAUAGAUAAAGAUUAUAAGCCUAUGAUGGCUCCUCAGUUCACCCUGCCUCUAGUACCCAGCCCGACUUUUGUGGGUUCUUUGCAUGAGGAGCACUUUUAGUCAAGCAAUGUGCUUUUUUAUGUGUGUGAGAAUUUUUUUUAUUAUAUGUGCUUUUGUGGUUGUAAGCCCCUUGGAGACACCUUAGUAGAAUGGGACGAGUAAAUGUGAUAAUCAUAAUAGAAACAACAAUAGCACACCUUGGUGUGUCUGUGACGUGUUAUUAAGAAAUUGUACAUAUUUAUUGGCCCAUCAAGCAAUCGUACACCUGUUUGGUCAGAAGUGGGAGGGAACAGAGUCCGCUGGGGCCAGGAGUGAGUACAGCUGUAGUCUCCUAAAAGCUGCAUCAGACAAAACCAAAUCCACCUGGGAAGAGAUCCUUGUGUCAAAUGAAAAGGUUCAUAGAAUCCACCCUUGGGCUGACCCAAUAAAAACACACCUAUUUUGCAAUUGUGGACUGAGGGCAGGAGGGUUGCAGAAGAGGAAACUGGAUGAUACUUCUACAUCUCCAGUUCAUUUCCUUUGCACCAGACUCUUGUAAGGUGGAGAAGGCACAAAAUCUAUCUAGCUAUCUAUUCCAAAUGGAAGUUUCAUUUUGAAGUCGUACCAGGUAAGGAUGUUAGUUCAGUUUCUCCUCCAUCCUGUUACUGACAUGUGGUUUUGAAACAUGAUGUGGUGGCGGAUCAGAACCAGGUUCCAUCUCACAUGUUUGCUUUUGACUCAGGGGUGGUUUUUGUUGCGUUUGGCUUGCAAGAAACUCAUUCAGAGGAAUAAUCAGCUCUAAACUGCAUUCUCUUCUCUUCUUCCUUCCCCUCCAUUCUUUAGAUUCCCAUGAAAGAAAAUCUCCUGAGACGGACCCCAAGCCAACUAAAGUUUGCCUUAAGAGGUUUGGAUAGCAUACUUCUAGCUGUAGGUACAGUGGUGCCCCGCAAGACGAAUGCCUCGCAAGACGGAAAACUCGCUAGACGAAAGAGUUUUCCGUUUUGGAGGUGCCUCGCAAAACGAAUCUGCUAUGGGCUUGCUUCGCAAGACGAAAAUGUCUUGCGAGUUCCUGGUUUUUUUUUUUCCUUUCCCCCCUCUUUUUCUAAGUCACUAAGCCGCUUAUCUGCUUAUCCGAUAAGCUGAUAAGCUGCUAAAAGCCGCUAAAAGCCGCUAAUAGCGCUAAUAGCGCUAAUCCGCUAAUCCCGUCAAUGGGCUUGCUUCGCAAGACGAAAAAACCGCUAGACGAAGAGACUCCCAGAACGGAUUCUUUUCGUCUUGCGAGGCACCACUGUACUGCCUAAAUCUAGCUGUGGGGGCAGGCAUCCAAGAGAUUUUCUAGGAAAGACUGAGCUGUGUGUUCCGGUUUUGCUCUAGACUCUGUGGCUUUCAGGCGUCCAAUGCCAAUGCUGGUAGAGCAGCAGGAAGUUGUGGAUCCCCCUUGCAGUGACGGAGGAGGAGGAGGAGGCCUCCCAGGCAAGGCCCAGCUCCACCAGGAAGGCAUAAGUGCUGUCAGAGCAGGGCAGAUCUCUCAGGUGGGUUAAGAAACUCCAUUUCCUAUGCAGGCAGCAGCUGGGUAUGUGGAAUUUGAACAGUGGUAAUCAAGAAGAUAGGUUUUUUGAGAAAGCAACAUGAUAGAACAACUUGCUAGAGACUAGAGAGGUGGGCUUGUUUUGUUAAUUAUUAAAAUGUAAGAUAUAGAAAUGGAGGACAAGCAAAGGAAAUAUUUUGUAAUGUGUAAUAAUGAAUAAAAGAGUGAAUUCCCCUCCUCAAUCCAUUGCAUGUCUUUUCAGGGUGGAUUUGAGUCUUUCAUGGCCCAAAUUGGGCAAAAGGUGUAAAACAUGUAUCCCCAAACUGGAUAUUAGAUUUUUUUUGGGGGGGAGGACUGUUCUCUUCUGCAUAAUUAAGGUUUCCAUCACUCUGUCCCCCACCGGGCCAUAACAGACUAUUCUUAAAAGGGUACCUCAUUUAUUCACCCCAGCUGAUAACCACCACCCCAUCUUUGAACUUCCAUAGACCACAGAUUCUGCCUUUGGGAAAGUUCUCAGAAGACACCAUGGUGGUAUUUUAAAGAUGUUUUUGUCCUUAGCCAUGAGGGCUAGAAAUGCAGACAUUUCAGACGCUUUAAGUUUAGUGUGUGUUUUGGUUCUCCAGUCAAAUCUCUUAUCUAUCUUGGGCAAGCAGUCCUAAAGGGUGGGGUAGAGAGAUGAUUGCCACUUAUUCUCCUUCUCAGCCUGCAGAAAACAGCAGAACACAGGUGCCGCCACCACCACCAGCAACAGCUGCCACUGCUGCUGAUGGGCAAAAGCCCUCGGUCAAGUUUGAGUCGCACAAGAGCAGCACGGGCGCUUUGUACAUGGAGGGUGAGUUCUUCCAGCACCUUCUGUCUUGUGGCAGCUCUUGCCAUGCACUGUGCUGUGGAAUGGAAAGGUGGGCAGGAGGGUGCAGGCACACCAUCUAGGGAGGGGCAGCCCCCACCCCAAAAUGUAAAUGUGCAGGCCAGGCCCCCUCAAAGUUCCACACUGUCUUAACAACAGGCUAAAUGAAGACCAGGCUCCAUGGGCUGUUGUUGUGGUUGGGCUGGAGAAAAAAGAUGGGCAGAAGGCCAGCAGCCCCUUGGGCUGAGGCCAUGGACCUCUGCAGGCUACUUUGCUUAGUGAGUUGGGGUUGUUGUUGUUUUUAAUUGAUAAAGCCAGCAGUCAAAUAACAACAGCAAUGACAGAUGGACCAAUAAUUCGCCUGAGGGUGGGGUGGAGGGGAAGAGAAAAGAGGAGAGCCAUUCAGGGGCAGGAGAGCUGUAUGUUGAUCCACAUACUAUAAGCCUCUUUUCCAGCAUGCUGCACACAACAAGCUCUUUCCCAGGGGACUUUGCAGAAGGAAACACAAGUGGCCGUGUAGAGGAAGGUCAGGUCCUGUGAGGCCUCCUCAGUCUCUGCCUUGUGGUGCUGCCCUUUGGUUGUGCUGUUUUCCUUAAGGACCUUGAGUACAGAAGUAGAAAUGGAAGAGGGGGGGGGAAGCAAAGAGGAAGUGCUGUGGCAGAGGAUGCUAAAGACAUAGGUUUUUUCCCAGUGCUAUUGCUGCUCAGAGUAGACCUAUUAAAAUUAAUGGGCCUGACCAACUGAGGUCUGUUAAUUUAAAUGGAUCUGCUUCAAGUAGGAUUUAGCUGGAUACGUCCAACAACAGCAACAAAUUUCUUCGAAUGCAUCAGUAGCAGGACACCCAUCUCAGCAAGCAGUUGGACCAUUGGAUGGCCAGGGAGUCUGAGAUGUUCUAAAAUAAGGAAGUUGCAGUGAAGCCCAGUAGAUCCUUGGUUUGUUCCUCAAGUGGACUGACCAGCCCCACGGUCACAGGGAGACUCUCUUCCUCCCAUACAUCUUUCCUGCCCUCCUCAUGUUGGAAAUCCUCAGGGGGCCAAGUUUUGAUCACAUGACCAGGAAGCCAGCGUUGUGUGCAUCCCUGUCCUUGUGCCUUACUCUGUUUCUGUUUUCCUCUUCUUCCACAGCUGAUGGAGAGUUCUGGCUCAAGAGAGUGGCUCAGAAACAAGAGAAGACCCUCUUGCAGUUCCAGUCCAUAAACCCCCCUCCUCCUCCUCCCUCCCCACUCAUGUCUGAGACCAGCGAUUAA